This is a messenger RNA of Metschnikowia bicuspidata var. bicuspidata NRRL YB-4993, 501 nucleotides long. RefSeq lists its product as uncharacterized. Gene Ontology annotation, biological process: protein refolding. The transcript has a single exon. Gene Ontology annotation, cellular component: cytoplasm. The record is from RefSeq and is a predicted model, not a curated record. The coding region runs from base 1 to 501 and encodes 166 amino acids. Lineage: Eukaryota; Fungi; Ascomycota; Pichiomycetes; Serinales; Metschnikowiaceae.
AUGGAGAAAACACACUACGAGGUUUUGGGCGUGCCUUCGGACGCAUCAGCCAAGUGCAUCCGCACCGCCUACCACCAGCUCUUGCUCCGGGCACACCCGGACAAAUCCCGGGGAAUCCCGGCCCCGCUCCUCGCCGCAGAUGCCGGCUCUACUAUCGCUGAGCUCCAGGCAGCAUAUGCGGUUUUGGCAGACGACCUGCAACGGCACGCUUAUGACGAUGAGUUGAAGACUGCUUUCAAGAAGCAAGGCUUUAACAUCACGGGUGCAGGUUUGGACUUCCACACGCUUGCCGAGUUCACCGAGACACACGUGCCCAAUACAGACGAAUACCAGUGGACCAGAGACUGUCCACGGUGCACGUCUCUUGGUUCCAUUCUUCUUACUGAAUCCGACUUGGAGCGAGGCACUGCUGAUGGCACGGGCGGCUACCAGAUUGUGGCGCCAUGCCUGGCCUGCAGCUUGUGGAUCACCGUGCUGUAUGAAGAGGCAACUGAAGAAUAG